This is a messenger RNA of Hyalella azteca, 2037 nucleotides long. RefSeq names its product ER membrane protein complex subunit 4 (gene EMC4). Gene Ontology annotation, biological process: protein folding in endoplasmic reticulum. The transcript is spliced from 3 exons. Bases 99 to 644 code for a protein of 181 amino acids. Gene Ontology annotation, cellular component: EMC complex. The record is from RefSeq and is a predicted model, not a curated record. Lineage: Eukaryota; Metazoa; Arthropoda; Malacostraca; Amphipoda; Hyalellidae.
UUGUUCUUCGUGUGGAGUGUUGUCCUCGGGAUUGAUUUGUUAUCCUGAGCCUGAGUGUACGAAGAAGAAUUAAAAACUUGCAACUUUUAUUUACUAACAUGACGGUUCGCAACUCAUCUUUGUAUAGUUUAUCAACUGGAGCUCCUAAAAGAAGAUGGGGAGUUGAAUUGGGUGGAGGUGGCCGUAAAGAUCGGAUCAGCGAUGCUCUCCCUUCACCGCCCGGCUACAAUCCCAAUAUGCAGAUAUGUUCUGAAACCCAGAGGUCACCUGACUCCCAGAAAUUGGUGGUUAAGAAGGCUUGGGACCUGGCACUUGGUCCCAUCAAGGGUGUGCCUAUGAAUUUAUUUCUCCUCUACAUGUCUGGCAACAGUAUCAGCAUUUUUCCCAUUAUGAUGGUGGGGAUGAUGCUCAUGAGGCCUUGCAAAGCUCUCUUUGCAACAAAUGCUACUUUCAGUACAUUUGAGGGCACCCAAGCUAUAUUGCAAAAAGCAACCUACUUACUGGGGAACUUGGCUCAGAUUGGACUUGCAUUAUACAAAUGCCAAUCAUUGGGACUGCUACCAACACAUGCAUCGGACUGGUUAGCAUUCCAAGAACCAGCAUCUCAAGUUGAAUUUGUACAUGGAGGCUUUGGCUUAUGGUAGAGCAACACAUUCCUGGCCAUAUGUUGUAGAUAAUAUAAAUGGAUUUCAGUUGCUUCUGGUAAAUAAAGCCUUCACCUUAUUCAGGCUAUUAAUAGCUUAAUAUUUUAGCUCAUAAUUUGAACUGUAAAUGUGAAAAUUACAUUCACUCAAAUGAAAUAAAUUAAACAUUAAUUAAUGGUGAAUCAUCCAUGCUUAAGAACCUGUAUGAGUAUUCACUUGACUUGCGCUCAAAACCUUAAAGUUUCUGCUGAAGCAGUCUGGUUUAUGGUAAUACUGAUAAAGUUGUGCAAAAUCAGAACUUAUAUGCAAAAUUGUUUGUUCAAAAUAUUCAGUGAAAUAUGAUAUCCUGAGAAACAGAAGAUUUAAACUGAUAUUUUGGCAAACUCGUCCCUUACGUCAUCCUAUUGAGAAUGUUGAAAAGACUUGGUAAAAAUCUCCUACUUUCAUCAGUACCUACCUACCCCAUUUUAAUGAUGAAUGAAAUUUUUUACUAAUCAAUAGAAAUGUUGUAAAAUGUCAACAAUAAUUUGGUGACCCUUAUGAGAAUUACGUUAUGAAGUAAUGUAGGUAUUCUGGAUAGAUUAAAUUGGUGUUCUCCAUCUUCACUGGCAAAAACUGCUUCGUUUCCUUGUUCAAAAACACCUUUUUUAUUGCUAAACCUGAAAUGUAUGUGCAUUUGUAUCAAGCUAUGUUGUAAUUUGUUUUAUUUAUGAAUCACUGUAAGCAUAAACUUAGCUAAUGUUGAAGUAUAUUUGCUUAACCCAUAGAAGGAAUGAGAAUUUACCGUUGUACAUGUCUAUAAAUCGGGUAACAAAAUGCAAAUUAUGUGUACGCCUCCCUUUUUCUGUUUUGCUUAUUUUCAAAUAUUUGUUGAAGGUUUCAAUUGUUUUAUGUAUUUGACUCGUUAAAAUACACUAUCCCAAUAUUGGAUUCAUGUCAUUUGCUAAUUAGUAUCUGCUUCUUGUUCAGACAAAAUAAUAUUCAGUGUUUUAUAUAGGUGUAUAUAGGAUGCAAGACCUUUAUUAAGCUGAACUCUCAACCUGGAGAACGACAUGAAUUCUUGCAGUAAGACAUUCGUACAUUACUAGUAUGUAAAACGAAUAGAUUUUAAAUUUUACUCAUGGUACUUCUUUUACAAUCAACCCUAUUUAUUCUGUUGCUUUGUUCGAUGCUAUGAUCUGUUGCUCAGCAUCUAUAUAUACUCUCUUUGGUCGAACUUAACUAGGAAACUAGCCCCUGUUUUUCCUUCUAAAUUCAGUGCUAAACUUAAAUACGUUUUGUUGAUGUUGUUUUGCCACUUAAAAACAUUGACGGUUUGACUCAGUACUUUCUCCGCACUACUCCAUUUUUCUGGCACAUUUUAUGGUAGGUUUUAUAUAAAUACGGUUGGUAA